Messenger RNA from Coccinella septempunctata (seven-spotted ladybird), 1295 nucleotides. RefSeq names its product DNA repair protein RAD51 homolog 1 (gene spn-A). The record is from RefSeq and is a predicted model, not a curated record. Gene Ontology annotation, cellular component: condensed nuclear chromosome. Gene Ontology annotation, molecular function: double-stranded DNA binding; single-stranded DNA binding; ATP binding. The transcript has 5 exons. NCBI's taxonomy places the organism in Eukaryota, Metazoa, Arthropoda, Insecta, Coleoptera, Coccinellidae. Gene Ontology annotation, biological process: DNA recombinase assembly; reciprocal meiotic recombination; mitotic recombination-dependent replication fork processing. The coding region runs from base 128 to 1141 and encodes 337 amino acids.
UGUACACAAUUCAUAGAAAACCAAAACAAAAUAAAUUUUUAAUAUUUGCUUGGCGGGAUCAGAUUUUUAAAAAAGAAAAUAAUUAAGCAGAAUUAAACUUCACAACAGGUGAUCUUAAAAAAUUAUAAUGGCAAUGAGUAUGGCAUCUACAGCUACAAUAGAAGAACAGGAUGAUGAAUGUGGUCCUCUUCCGGUAUCAAAACUAGAGGGCAAUGGAAUUUCAUCAGGAGAUAUACAGAAACUGGAAGAAGCAGGUUUUCACACAAUUGAAGCAAUCGCAUUCUCUCCCAAAAAAUACCUCCUUGCUAUCAAAGGAAUGUCUGAAAACAAAGUUGAAAAGUUACUUACUGAAGCUGCCAAGUUAGUGCCUAUGGGUUUCACUACGGCUGCAGAGUUUCAUCAGAAACGUUCAGAAAUUGUUUCGCUUACUACAGGUUCGAAAGGUUUGGAUAAGCUCUUAGGAGGAGGCAUUGAAACCGGUUCUAUAACUGAAUUAUUUGGUGAAUUUAGAACAGGAAAAACUCAGCUGUGUCAUACUUUAGCAGUAACUUGCCAAUUGCCAAUUGAGAGUGGAGGAGGAGAAGGGAAAUGUCUUUUUAUUGAUACAGAAGGAACAUUCAGACCUGAACGUUUACCUGCUAUUGCUGAGCGUUAUAAAUUGAAUCCACAGGAGGUGCUAGAUAAUAUAUCUUAUGCAAGGUGCUAUAAUACAGACCAUCAAACUCAAUUAUUGAUCCAGGCAGCCGCUAUGAUGGUAGAAUCAAGGUAUGCUUUAUUGGUUGUUGACAACGCAAUGGCUCUAUAUAGAACUGAUUAUUCAGGACGAGGUGAAUUAUCUGCAAGACAAAUGCAUCUUGCCAGAUUUUUAAGGAUGUUAUUGAGGUUAGCUGAUGAGUUUGGAGUGGCGGUAGUUAUAACUAAUCAAGUGGUAGCCCAAGUCGAUGGAAUGGCGAUGAUGAAUGCUGAUCCGAAAAAACCAAUUGGAGGCAACAUUAUGGCACAUGCCUCAACGACCAGGUUGUACCUUAGGAAAGGCAGAGGCGAGACUAGAAUGUGUAAAAUUUAUGAUUCACCGUGUCUGCCAGAAUCAGAAGCCAUGUUUGCCAUAUAUCCAGAUGGUAUAGGAGACCCUAAGGAAUAGUUUUUUGGACAACCGUUAAUUUAAGAAAAAUUUAUUCCAAUCAAAUCUAUGAAAAGUUUUGUGAUUUAUAAAUAGGAUUAUUUUUGUAAAAUGAAGAGAUCUGUUAACAAUUCUGUGAAGAAUCAAUUGUAUUAUAAAUACACCGUUAUCUUUA